ACAAGCGCUUACAUACGAUAGUUUCAAAUUUCUGUGUUCUUUCUCUUUUGCAUUCACAUUAUAAAAGAAAAAGAAGAAUGACUGCAGCUACUCUGGAUCCAAGUUUAAGCAUAGAAAUGCAUAGAGAUCCUAAUGAGCAUGGAUCUGUUAUAGAAGAGAUUGAAGGGCUUAUUAAAGUCCACAAGGAUGGACAUGUGGAGAGACUUCAAAUUGUUCCAUGUGUCACAACUGCAUUGCCUCCGGAACUCGGUGUCAAUUCAGGAGAUAUAGAAAUUGACAAGUUCACAAACAUAUGGGCACGUUUCUAUGUUCCAGUAUGCCACAAAAAGCUCCCUUUAAUCGUCUACUUCCAUGGCGGUGGAUUUUGUGUUGGCUCAGCUGCCUGGAGUUGUUACCAUGAGUUCUUAUCUAAGCUAGCAAAAAGAGCAGAGUGCAUAAUCAUGUCAGUAAAUUAUCGAUUAGCCCCAGAAAAUCCUCUCCCCGCCGCUUAUGAAGAUGGAUUCAAGGCUUUCAUGUGGCUAAAACAAGCGGCGCUAUCUGCAACGGGUUACUGGUGGUCUAAAAGAUGCAACUUUUCGGGAAUUUUCUUAGCCGGUGAUAGUGCUGGUGCUAAUAUAGCCCACAGUGUAGCCACGAGGCUCGGUUCUAACAAUGUGUGUGAUCCAACAACAGUCUUAAAGCCUUUAACUCUCAAGGGUACUAUUUUAAUUCAACCAUUUUUCGGAGGAGAGGCACGUACAAAUUCCGAAAAGCAUUUGACACAACCACCUCGAUCGGCGCUGAACUUGGCAGCCUCUGAUACAUAUUGGCGACUAGCGUUGCCAUGUGGGUCUAACCGUGACCAUCCAUGGUGCAAUCCGACAGCAAAGGGGUCGAUAAAGCUAGAAGAUCUGAGGCUUUUGCCGAGCAUGGUGUGCAUAUCAGAGAUGGACAUAUUGAAAGACAUAAACCUGGAGUUUUGUGGUGCCUUGGCUAGAGCGGGUAAAAGGGUUGAGCAUGUGAUGUAUAAAGGCGUAGGACAUGCAUUUCAGAUUCUGAGUAAGUCUCAGCUAUCUCAAACUCGAACCAGUGAAAUGAUUGCCCAUAUCAAGGCCUUCAUUAGUCGGUGAUCCACCAUUUCUCUCCAAAAUUAGACAUUAAUUAAUUUUGUAUUUGGUAGGUGUCAAAUAAUUAAAGUUGUUUGUGGUUAAUUAUGACUGUUCUUGAUCAGAAAAUUUAGCUGGCCUUCAGUACUUCACUCACAGAAGAAGAAGAAGAUGCCUGAUCAUGUGACUAUGCCUGUCACAUAGCUAUUGGAACUUCGUGUGUGUAUAGAAUAUGAUUGUAAUGCUAUAUCAAUGGUUUUCACGUGGUGAAAAAAAGGAAUCCACCUUUGUAAUUUAUGUAUAAAAUUUCUUAUUGCUUUUAAACUCGUCUCUU
Pistacia vera is the source of this 1419-nucleotide messenger RNA. Its product is annotated as probable carboxylesterase 6. Bases 78 to 1109 code for a protein of 343 amino acids. The record is from RefSeq and is a predicted model, not a curated record. The transcript has a single exon. Gene Ontology annotation, molecular function: hydrolase activity. Lineage: Eukaryota; Viridiplantae; Streptophyta; Magnoliopsida; Sapindales; Anacardiaceae.